Messenger RNA from Psylliodes chrysocephalus, 1540 nucleotides. The record is from the annotation of a GenBank genome assembly. NCBI's taxonomy places the organism in Eukaryota, Metazoa, Arthropoda, Insecta, Coleoptera, Chrysomelidae.
UUUUUGUUGUCGCGACGAUGUCUUGUGCAUGUUGUGGUACUGAUACUGGUGCAUAAUGUGAUUUGUUCUAUUUUUGGUUCCUCUUUUAUAUAUUAGUUUUUGAAAUAUGAGAGAAAUUAUUGGAAUAUGGAUAUGGUUUUUUCAAUUGGAGUUAAUUCUGCUCUCUAUUGUGCCAUAUUUGAAAGCAGCUGUGGUGGCACCGCCAUGGGCAAAUCCAAAGCUGAAUCCGUGCGCAUCACACCCUAGAGGUUGGCAACUACUAUUUUGGCCACCAGAUGGAAAAUGUUACAAAAUAUUUCAGGUCGGCCAUCCUUGCGCGAACGGCAUGGAAUUGACGCCAUCUCUGAGCAAAUCCGGCAAAAACCUGUCAGCAGAGUGUCGGUGCGUUCCCCAAACAGCUCAAUCUGCGACAGAUGGAGCUUGCUAUCACCUGUUUUCGUCGGGACCAUGCAAACCCGGAUAUUAUUUUGGACCGGAUACGAAAUACAAAAGCGAAAAUUCCAAGCGGCAAUGGGGCACUUGCAAGCAAAUGAAAUCCUGCUCUUCCGACGAUACCUCGUUGUUUUGGCCGAAAGAUGGAAAGUGUUAUCAAAGAUACGGUAGGGGACCUUGUCCCAAAGGUCAGUUGCUGACGGUCGAGAAAAACGGUAAAAUUCCAGUGUGUAAAUGCGAUGACCAAGAAAUGGAAAAUUAUAGACACGUCGAUAGGCUUUGUUAUCAGCAUUACACCAAAGGACCAUGUUUAGAAAAGGGUCACUUGUAUCUGCCAGACAAAAAGUGUGGAUGUCACAGUUAUUUACCCAAUUAUCACAAAGAAACACAACAAUGUUUCGAACUAGGUACAAUCGGGCCUUGCGCCCAAGGCCAGCACUACAUCCUCGAAACCUCGAACGACAUCCACGCCACGUGCAGCUGCAAACCGGGCUACGUCCAAUACCUCAACUCCACGUCCUGCUACAGACUGUACACCAAAGGUCCCUGCGCCAAAGGACAAAUCCUGCUGGAUCCCACCACGUGCAUCCGUCAACCGUGCGAACGAGGCAGCCUGUACUUCCCCGACGAGAACCGCUGUCAUCGCAUCGGAUCGCGCGGCCCGUGCUCGGCCAAUCGCGUCGUUGCCUUCGAUUUCGAGACCCGCCCAUCGGUGGACGGGAUCAGUUAUAACGGCGUGUGCGCGUGCGCAAACAAAGACUGCGAGCCGGCGCGCGAGUACUGCGAUCGCACUAAAGGACUCGUUCGGUACAAGGGAGAGUGCCAUAAGAUGUACACGCAAGGACCGUGCGCAAGGGGUUCUUGGUUGGUACCGAAACGGAACGGCAGGGAGGAGGUAUUCGGAGAGGGGAGGAAGGAGAGAAUGGGGAUGUGCGAGUGUAUACCGGGGUACGCUAGGAAGGUGAGGACGAUCGGGAACGAGACUGUGACUCUGUGCGCCUCGCCGGCCGUCGUUUUGGCCGAAUAUUUGAACGGGAACCGAACCGAAAUCCAAGUCGUUAGUGUAAGUUAGAUUGUAAGGAAUUCAACGAAAAUGCGAUUUUUUUUU